This is a messenger RNA of Labeo rohita (rohu), 3930 nucleotides long. It is a transcript of the gene st6galnac6, whose product is annotated as ST6 (alpha-N-acetyl-neuraminyl-2,3-beta-galactosyl-1,3)-N-acetylgalactosaminide alpha-2,6-sialyltransferase 6. The transcript has 6 exons. Gene Ontology annotation, molecular function: alpha-N-acetylgalactosaminide alpha-2,6-sialyltransferase activity. Bases 157 to 1083 code for a protein of 308 amino acids. Gene Ontology annotation, biological process: oligosaccharide metabolic process; ganglioside biosynthetic process. NCBI's taxonomy places the organism in Eukaryota, Metazoa, Chordata, Actinopteri, Cypriniformes, Cyprinidae. The record is from RefSeq and is a predicted model, not a curated record.
GCGCAAACGCUCCUCCGGCGGAGAUUUAUUAUGAGACGGCGAAAGGAUUGAUGUUAGUGAUGAUGAUGAUAACGCUGCGCGGAUUCAGCAACAUCCAGAAUAAAGCCCUGACGCAUCGGCAUGAGCAUUGAAACCUGAUAGAAGUGUAGCAGGAGAAUGAGACUGCGGUUUGUAGAUAAACAAUGGCAGCAGGGGCAGCGGAUGGUGAUUUAUGGGGCGGUCUUCCUCAUCAUGACCCUCCUCAUCCUCUACAGCUCCAACAGCUCAGCUGAUCUUUACAGCUCCUUUAAAGUCACAGAGUUUCACCACGCCAUCAAACACACCAACCUUAAGAAAUGGGCCGGGAAGGAGGGAUAUGUUCCUGUUUAUGGCAACAAGAGCAUGAACCUGCACUGCCGUCAGUGUGCAUUAGUGACCAGCUCUAGUCACGUGUUGGGGACUCACGCCGGAGACGAGAUCGACCGUACGGAGUGCAUCAUCCGCAUGAACGAUGCCCCGACCACUGGCUACGAAUCGGACGUGGGGAACCGGACCAGCGUGCGCGUUGUGGCUCAUUCCAGCGUAUUCCGGGUGGUUCGCAAACCUGCCGAGUUCCUUAAUCGCACAGAGAGCCCUGCCAUCAUAUUCUGGGGCCCGUCGACGAAGAUCGGCCGUGACGCAAAGGGAACGCUGUACCGGCUGAUCCAGAGAGUCAGUAUGACCUACAGUAACCUGUCCUUCUUCUUCAUUCCACCCGGCAAAAUGCAAAAGUUUGACACGCUGUUUCAGAAAGAGACCGGCCGAGACAGAAAAAAGUCUCAGUCCUGGUUAAGCACGGGCUGGUUUACCAUGGUCAUUGCAAUAGAGAUGUGUGACAACAUAAAGGUUUACGGGAUGGUGCCGCCAAACCAUUGUGGGAAGCAUCCUCAGCCCAAACGGCUGCCCUACCACUAUUACAAACCCAGAGGUCCAGACGAGUGUGUGACGUACCUCCAGAACGAAAGAGGGCGCCGUGGAUCACACCACCGCUUCAUCACUGAGAAACAGGUAUUUGCGCGCUGGGCCAAGCAGUACAACAUCAGCUACAGCCACCCAACGUGGUGAGAAACACAUCGGACACGAUCCAAAACAAUCCAUCUGCCCGGUGAGUUGGAGCCAACAUGGCGGCUUUCUGUACCUCUGUGACCUUUUGAUCUAGAAUGGCUGCUGGUUUCUCUUUGAUCUGGAUUAGUGACUGAGCCAAAAUGGAGGCCAUGCAGGAUCCAAGAACAAGCCAAGUGUGGAUAAUCUUAGUUGAUUGAACAGAUGACGGAACGUUUAUUGUCUUAAGCAUGAUGACAUUAUCAAAAACAUCUACACGUUACUGCCGUAAAGUUUUCCUACGCCUUCUCUUACAGUUUUUCACCCAUAAUCGGUUGUUUCUCACAGAACGAAGGCCUUUUAGAUAAGAAUGAAAGAGAAAUCCUUUAUGUCAGUUGCCAAAUGGAAGAUUCACUUACAUCCUGUGGUACAAUCAACACAUUUGAAUGUUAGUCGUGUAAAACUACCAGAGAAUAGGAAUGAGAAUUUAACAACUUUACAAGAUUAAGAGUAUGUUUUAUUGUGUAAAUAAAAAGUAUGUAAAUUGAUAUUCAAACAAAUAUUUUUACAAGUUUAUAUGGUUUUAAAAUGCCCUAAAAAAGACAGUAUUACAAUAAACUAUUUAAAAAACACACCUUUUUAAAUGACCAGGUAAAUGGCCAUUUUUAAUCAUCAUAUUUAAAUAACAUUUUGUGUACUUUUUGGGAAGACUUUAUACCUUUAUGAAUAUGAAAUCUGAUCAGAUGUCAGUCAGAGUUCUGGAACAUUCUAUAAUUCCAUUUAAUAUGGAAUUUUAUUCACUACAAGAACAUGUCCGGGUCAUUUUUUUGCCACAAAAUUAGAAGAAAAAUAAAGAAAACAAGGCCUGUGUAGGACCAUUAAUACGUUUUGUAUUUUGACAUUAUUUCCAUUUCAUUUUAACACAUUUCACAGCCAUUUUUCAUUACUGAAAUUGAAAUUUAUUUAAAUUGUACAGUAUAUGUAGAUUAUGUAAAGUAUACUUUAUUGUAAUAUUUGUUGCAUUGAAUGCAAUAUAUGCUCAUUUUAAAAAAAAUGUCAGUGUAUUGUGAUUUUUAUUACUGUAUUAUCUCAUAAUACUGAAGUGUUGUUAUUGUUUACUAAUACUAUAACUACAUUUUUACUUGAAAUUAAUCUGAAAUAAAAUAAAACAAAAAUCAAGAUGAAAAACUAUUUUUAUUUAAAACACUUAAUGACAUUUUGAAAAAUUUAACCUUUUAAUUUUUAAUGCUACAUUUUAAAAAAAAAUACUAAAAUAAAAUUUGAAUUUAAAAUUAUUAAAAUUAAAAUUCUAUUUUCUGUUUAUGUUAAAAUAAAAAAUAGAAAUAAUUCUAAUUAUCUAACAGACGAAAAUACAAAACAAAGUUAAUAAAACUUAAACCAAAAUUAAAAGGAAAACUGAUUCAAACAUUAACUAAUAAAAUAUUAAAGAAAAUCUUAGAAAUGUACUAAAAUGACUAAAAUAAAAAAAAAAUAAAUUGAAAACUAAAAAUAUAAAAAUAAAAAAGCUUUUUAAAAUAAUCAAUAAAUACUGUAAUAAUUAUGCCGUAAUGUGAUUUUUUUUUCCUGCAAUGUAAAUCGCAUAAUUCAAUUAUAUAAUUGGAAUUUGCAAAACAUCUUACUGGACCUAAAAUAGGCAUUUUAGAAAACAGUUACGUAGCAAGGUUUCACAAAAUAAAACAGAGCAAAUAAAGUGUAAUGAUAUUAAUAAAAACAUUAUUCUUCCGCCUUCCUUAGUAACGGUUGUGGUUGCAACAAAGUUGUUGCCGGGCAACAUACAAAUGUAAUGUUUGUGGAGUAAUUUACAACAGCUUAGAACAAGACUCAACCAAUCAGAAUCAAGGACCGGAACUAUCCGUUUUAUAAUAAAGCAAUAACCGUGAAGCCGUGGUUUAUAACAUUUAUAACAGCUAAGGGUGUUUUCUCAGCUUUGCGUCAUGUCUAACAAUGCCCUUUAGCUGUUAUAAACUCACUAUAAACCAUGGCUUCACAGGGGUUAUUGCUUUUAUUAAACGGCUAUUCCAUAUACAUAGCAAGGUUUCACAAAAUAAAACAGAGCAAAUAAAGUGUAAUGAUAUUAAUAAAAACAUUAUUCUUCCGCCAAACAAUGUAGUUCCUUAGUAACGGUUGUGGUUGGAAGAAAGUGGUUGCCGAGCAACACACAAAUGUAAACAAAGGUGUAUGUUUGUGGAGUAAUUUACAACAGCUUUGAACGUGGCUCAACCAAUCAGAAUCAAGGACCGGAACUAUUCGUUUUAUAAUAAAGUAACAAACCCCAAGAAGCCAUGGUUUACAGUGGAUUUAUAACAGCUAAGGGGCAUUGUUCGGCACGAUGCAAAGCAGAGAAAACCCCCUUAGCCGUUAUAAAUUCACUGUAAUCAAUGGCUUCACAGGGGUUAUUGCUUUUAUAAAACAGUUAUUCCAUAUACGUAGUAAGGUUUCACAAAAUAAAACAGAGCAAAUAAAGUGUAAUAAUAUUAGUAAAAACAUUAUUCUUCUGCCAAACAAUGUAAUUCUUCAGAAACGGUUGUGGUUGCAACAAAGUGGUUGUCGAGCAACAUACAAAUGUAAACAAAGGUGUAUGUUUGUAGAGUAAUUUACAACAGCUUCGAACGGGGCUCAACCAAUCAGAAUCAAGAACCGUAACUAUCCGUUUUAUAAUAAAGCAAUAACCCCCAUGAAGUGAAUUUACAGUGAAUUUAUAACAGCUAAGGGGGUUUUCUGAGCUGUAUGUCAUGCCUAACAAUGCCCCUUAGCUGUUAUAAAUUCACUAUUCACUAUUCACUUUAUAAAACAGCUAUUCCAUAUACAUAGUAAGGUUUCACAAAAUAAAACAGAGCAAAUAAAGUGUAA